UCCCCCCCUCCUUAGUAGAGGCAGAUUUGCUGUGGGAGGUUUCUGUCACAGACCCUGGGACUUUAGCACUGAGCUGCCGCCAUGAGGCAUGUAUUGGUGACUGCUGGAAAGUCCUGAGUGGGCACUAUGGAAGAGAAUGCCAAUGUUCCACAGACGGUUGCCCAGUGCCCCACUCUGCAGGUCCAGCCCAUCAAGUUGGAGAUUAAACGCCAUGCCAUAACCGAUGACUACAAAGUGUCUAAGCAUGUCCUGGGCCUGGGCAUUAAUGGCAAAGUGUUGGAGUGUUACCGGAGGGAUAGCGGGCAGAAGUGUGCACUCAAGAUCCUGCUUGAUAGCCCUAAGUCUCGUCGAGAGGUGGAGUAUCAUACCAGAGCAUCAGGAGGACCACAUAUUGUAGGAGUUUUGGAUGUGUAUGAGAAUAUACACCGGGGGAAACGAUGUCUACUAAUUGUCAUGGAGUGUAUGCAGGGUGGGGAACUCUUCACUCGUAUCCAGCAGAGAGGAGACCAAGCCUUCACAGAAAGAGAGGCCUCUGAGAUCAUGCGGGACAUAGGAAUGGCCAUACAGCAUCUACAUGAACUGAAUAUAGCCCACAGAGACGUCAAGCCUGAGAACCUCCUUUACACUACCAAGGACAGUAACGCUGAACUUAAGAUUACAGAUUUUGGAUUCUCCAAGGAGACAACUAUUCAAAAUGCUCUUCAGACUCCUUGCUAUACUCCAUAUUAUGUGGCUCCAGAGGUACUUGGACCAGAAAAGUAUGACAAAUCAUGUGACAUGUGGUCUCUUGGAGUCAUUAUGUACAUACUCCUUUGUGGGUAUCCCCCAUUCUAUUCUAACACAGGCCAGGCUAUCUCACCGGGGAUGAAAAAGAGGAUACGAAUGGGCCAGUAUGAGUUUCCUCCACCAGAAUGGAAUGAAGUUUCCGAUGAAGCUAAGCAGAUGAUUCAAUUUCUCCUGAGAACUGACCCGACAGAAAGAAUGACAAUUAUCCAGUUCAUGAAUCACCCUUGGAUAAAUCAGUCAAUGGUAGUACCUCCUACCCCCCUUCACACAGCUCGGGUGCUUCAGGAAGACAAAGAACAUUGGGAUGAAGUAAAGGAGGAGAUGACUAGUGCUUUGGCCACAAUGAGAGUUGACUAUGACCAAGUGAAGAUCAAAGAUCUCAACUCUUCAACAAACCGACUGCUCAAUAAGAGGCGCAAGAAACAGACUGAGGGCGUUGGUGCUGCAGGGGGCUGCAAUAACCAAUAGGAUUGUGUCGGCACAGGCUAUCUAAUGGAUUGGGGUCACUGAAUGGUUGUCCCUUGGACAUGUCUGCGUGUUUUAAUGUCCUCUGUGUAACUGUAGUAUAAUUUAUGCCACCUGCAAUUAAAGUUCUAGGCCACAAGACAUUACAUGUAUAUACAUAUAAAUAUUUAUGAAACAGAA
Messenger RNA from Pelobates fuscus (common spadefoot toad), 1431 nucleotides. It is a transcript of the gene MAPKAPK3, whose product is annotated as MAPK activated protein kinase 3. Gene Ontology annotation, cellular component: nucleus; cytoplasm. The coding region runs from base 127 to 1254 and encodes 375 amino acids. Gene Ontology annotation, biological process: intracellular signal transduction; peptidyl-serine phosphorylation; protein autophosphorylation. The record is from RefSeq and is a predicted model, not a curated record. The transcript has 10 exons. NCBI's taxonomy places the organism in Eukaryota, Metazoa, Chordata, Amphibia, Anura, Pelobatidae. Gene Ontology annotation, molecular function: calcium/calmodulin-dependent protein kinase activity; ATP binding; calcium-dependent protein serine/threonine kinase activity.